AUGUCAACCCAAUCUGUUCAAACUUUUGGUAAAAAGAAGACUGCCACUGCCGUUGCUCAUGUUAAAGCCGGUAAAGGUUUAAUUAAAAUUAACGGUUCCCCAAUCACCUUGGUCCAACCAGAAAUCUUAAGAUUCAAAGUUUACGAACCAUUGACUUUGGUUGGUUUAGAUAAAUUCCAAGGUAUCGACAUCAGAGUUAAAGUCACUGGUGGUGGUCACGUUUCUCAAGUCUACGCCAUCAGACAAGCUAUUGCUAAAGGUUUGGUUGCUUACCACCAAAAAUACGUUGACGAAGCUUCUAAGAACGAAUUAAAGAAAAUUUUCGCUUCUUACGAUAAGACCUUGUUAGUUGCCGACUCAAGAAGAAUGGAACCAAAGAAAUUCGGUGGUCGUGGUGCCAGAGCAAGAUUCCAAAAAUCUUACCGUUAA
Molecule: messenger RNA, 429 nt
Organism: Candida albicans SC5314
Lineage: Eukaryota; Fungi; Ascomycota; Pichiomycetes; Serinales; Debaryomycetaceae
Gene: RPS16A
Product: 40S ribosomal protein uS9
Exons: 2
Coding region: 1-429 (142 amino acids)
Biological process (GO): maturation of SSU-rRNA from tricistronic rRNA transcript (SSU-rRNA, 5.8S rRNA, LSU-rRNA); translation
Cellular component (GO): cytosolic small ribosomal subunit; ribosome
Molecular function (GO): RNA binding; structural constituent of ribosome
Source: RefSeq, a predicted model, not a curated record